Messenger RNA from Morone saxatilis (striped sea-bass), 1737 nucleotides. It is a transcript of the gene wfikkn2a, whose product is annotated as info WAP, follistatin/kazal, immunoglobulin, kunitz and netrin domain containing 2a. The record is from RefSeq and is a predicted model, not a curated record. Gene Ontology annotation, molecular function: serine-type endopeptidase inhibitor activity; protein binding. Bases 1 to 1737 code for a protein of 578 amino acids. Gene Ontology annotation, cellular component: extracellular region. Lineage: Eukaryota; Metazoa; Chordata; Actinopteri; Moronidae. The transcript has 3 exons.
AUGUGGUGGAUGCUGUUUCCCCGAUGGAUUUGGUUUCUUCUGGGACAUUGUUACACUAUUCUCCUUUAUAUGGAUAGCUGCCGCGUGAGAGCAAUGCCCAUGCCCAUGUCUGUGGCAAAAGUGGUGUACUCUCACGCAGGUCUGUGCCCGAACGACCUGAACCCCAACCUGUGGGUGGAUGCAAUGAGCACCUGCAUGCGCGAGUGUGAAUCCGACCAGGACUGUGAGUCAUUUGAGAAGUGCUGCCCUAAUGUCUGUGGUAACAAGAGCUGUGUGGCAGCACGCUAUAUAGACAUCAAGGGCAACAAGGGCCCCGUUGGAAUGCCAAAGGGCGCCACCUGCGACAAGUUCAUGUGCUCUCAGCAAGGGUCAGAGUGCGACAUCUGGGAUGGCCAGCCUGUUUGUAAGUGCCGGGACCGCUGUGAGAGAGAACCCCACUUCACAUGUGCAUCUGACGGCAUGACCUAUUAUAACAAGUGCUACAUGGAUGCAGAGGCCUGUUCCAAGGGUAUCUCUAUCUCUGAGGUCACCUGCAGGUACCACCUGACCUGGCCCAACACCAGUCCAAUCCCUCCAGAGACCACCUUACAUCCCACCACUGCCCUCCAGACCACUCUCCCAGCUGACAUCCAGCUCCCCACCAUACACACUGGCCCCACCCAACAGGCUGUUUUUGUGGGUGAGACAGCUAGCUUUCUGUGUGAGGUGACUGGGAAGCCACGUCCAGAAAUCACCUGGGAGAAACAACUGAAGGGCAAAGAGAACACAGUAAUGAGACCUAAUCAUGUCAGAGGGAACGUUGUGGUCACCAACAUUGGCCAGCUGGUCAUAUACAAUGCGCAACUUCAGGAUGCCGGCAUCUAUACGUGCACCGCCAAAAAUGUGGGUGGAAGCAUAUCAUCACACUUUCCCUUGGUAGUGCUCAAAAGAGAAGCGAAAGGUAAGAACGCAGAGGGGAAUAGUACCAACCUGCCAUUUCCAGCUGAAGAGUGCCUUAAGAGUCCAGACACAGACGACUGUGGGGAGGAGAGCAUGAGCUGGUACUAUGAACCAAAGAGGAACAAUUGCUUCACCUUCACCUACAGUCAGUGCAAUAAAAACCGUAACCAUUUUGACACCUAUGAAGCCUGCAUGCUGUCGUGCGGAGGAGAGCUGGCAGCUCCCUGCAGCCUACCGAGCCUCCAAGGGCCUUGCAAGGCGUAUGAGCCUCGCUGGGCUUACAGCAACGGCCUUAAAAAGUGCCAGUCCUUCGUGUAUGGAGGCUGCGGUGGCAACGAGAACAACUUCGAGUCUAAAGAGGCCUGUGAAGAGAUGUGUCCCUUUCCAAAGAACCACAAUUGCAAGAUGUGUAAACCUCGAGGCAAGAUGGUCACCAGCUUCUGCAAGAGUGACUUUGUGAUCCUCGGGCGUGUGACUGAGCUGACAGAGGAGCAGGAGUCAGGCCACGCUUUGGUGACAGUGGAGGAGAUUCUGAAGGAUGAGAAGAUGGGCCUGAGGUUCUUUGGUAAAGAGCCCUUGGAGGUGACUCUUCUGAACAUGGACUGGAACUGCCCCUGCCCUAAUAUUACUACAGCCAACGGGCAGCUCAUCAUCAUGGGGGAUGUUCACAACGGGAUGGCCGUCCUGCAGCCCGACAGCUUUGUAGGCUCCUCCAGCACUCGUAAAAUCAGGAAGCUUCGUGAGAUUGUCCACAAGAAAACCUGUGAUUUCCUUAAAGAUUUCUCUGCUGUACAGUAG